Daldinia vernicosa is the source of this 1914-nucleotide messenger RNA. RefSeq lists its product as uncharacterized. The transcript is spliced from 5 exons. Bases 550 to 1725 code for a protein of 391 amino acids. Lineage: Eukaryota; Fungi; Ascomycota; Sordariomycetes; Xylariales; Hypoxylaceae. The record is from RefSeq and is a predicted model, not a curated record.
GGUAAGUUGCGAAACAAGAGACAUUUUAUUGCAUAUGAUUUUUUUUUAUCAAUUUUCUCGGUUUUUUUUCCCGCCCCCUCUCGCGCGACCACUACCGAACUCUUUGCGUUUACGCGCUUGGAGGGGAAUAAAGAGAUAGCGACAUCAGUACCCGAGGCGGAAGACUUUUUAAAGUUUUUGUUUUUUAUUGUCGGCUGCUGUCAACAACCGACCUUGAUCCCUACAGUUGGGUUCGGAAUAAUAAAUUCAUGAAGAGGGAAUGCCCAUCAACAAGGAAUACGGAAACCACUCAUGCCCUAUGAUUACUCUUCCUACCUUAGCCAUCAGACGUCAACUUAUUUAGCACAAUAUACUUAGUGUUGUUUAUUAUCCGUGCCGUUGAUUGUCAAACUACCACAUGGUCAUGGCAAAGCUAACCCGAAAUAUAUAGGAGAAUCAAUAAGUCCCUUACGUCAAAGGCGUUGUCGACUAUCAACCUGAAUUUCGAUAAUCUACCUCCUAAUCAAGAUUCGACCAUCGACGUCAAGUCAACCUCAAAAAGUGGACAUAAUGUCGCAGCAAUACUACGGAGAUUCUCAAUGGGCGGGCGCUGGUCCAUCCCAAACAACUUGGGAUCAUCAAACUCCUCCUCCGCCACCGGCGCGAUCUGGUGCUAGCUCUGCCAUCCCACGCGAAGUCGAGUCGAUCGCAUUUGCCUACCAAUUUGAGGAGGUUGAGCGAGCCGUCGAUAAUCUGGUUAAGAGCGGGAAGUUGUACGGUCCGCCAGGGCGACAUGGACGGGCUGCGUCUGGUCAUGGCCCGCGGCCGCAUUCCGUGGAGUUUGGCGACCCGCGAGCCGGCCACCCUGGUCCGAACCUGCAGAAUUUCUAUGCCGCGCAACGACACCAGCCUUCGCGCGGCUCCAACGAGGCGGAACAAAUGAUGCAGGCCAAGCGGAGGAUGGCGGCUCAACGGGAGCGAGAGCUUCGCAACUAUCAUCAAGAGCAGCAAUUUAACCGAAAUGUUCUUUCUGAUAUUUCUUAUAACAGCAAGCCUGAUCGCGCUCUAAGCCCUGGCAGCAUGUCCGAAGACGAACGUCGUGAUUUGAUCGCACGCCAGCGUAGUGCGCUUUUCGGCGGCGAGGGUAGCUAUCCCGAUGAAUCCAGCGUGACUCGAUCCGGAGUACCUGGCUUGCCCACUGGUACCUCCGGUCACCGUGGCCCUUCCCCCUUAGCUUACGACUACGGACGACAGGGGGUUCCCAACGCCUCCGAAGGCGCAUCGCAACCUAAUGAGACGCAGGGUCUCUCCCGCGCCAACAGCAACGCAAGCCCCCAGUCGAACCCGCCGGCCAAUAUGGGUAUCUUCGAUAGUGCUGUCGGCCAGCAAGCUAAUCGUACCAGCAACUCAUCCCCAACUGGUGGGUCCCCGCCUCGGGCUGGAGGGAUCUCUAAGCCAGGUCAGAGCGGGAACGCGGUAGCCCCUAUCGGCACUCGUCCGUCGGCGGCUUCUCAGGCUACUAAUCCGGCCUUGAACAAGCGUUCGACAACUCCCCUGCCGUCGCCGUUAAGCCACGGCUUCACCGCCUCGAGCAAUGGGGAUGACGUUAAUCAAAGUGUAUCAACUACUUCUGCUCCUUCUAACCCGCCUAGUGCUGCAGCAGACGGAUACAACGGAUGGAGCAACCGCUCAGGCGUUUGGGGAAGUAAAUCGAACUUGGGCGUUCAGGCUAGCGUUUGGGGUUAGGAAACAAAGUAGUGUCACGAAGACCUAAGUGAUGAGGUGCUAAUCUGAGCUUUCAUGGCAAGAGAUACCAUCAAGGGUGAAUGAUUGAAUUGGCACAAAAUUGGUGUUCAGGUUGAUUAGGCAUGGGGUGAGGGAUACGUAUAUCCAGCAUCAGCAUGGGUGUUCAGGCCUUUGACGACACGGAAACAA